This is a messenger RNA of Zophobas morio, 863 nucleotides long. Its product is annotated as RNA pseudouridylate synthase domain-containing protein 1-like. Gene Ontology annotation, molecular function: pseudouridine synthase activity; RNA binding. The coding region runs from base 16 to 840 and encodes 274 amino acids. The record is from RefSeq and is a predicted model, not a curated record. The transcript is spliced from 4 exons. Lineage: Eukaryota; Metazoa; Arthropoda; Insecta; Coleoptera; Tenebrionidae. Gene Ontology annotation, biological process: enzyme-directed rRNA pseudouridine synthesis.
AACAUAACCUCAUAAAUGUCACACUUUAAAAUAUUUUUUACAAUAAUAAAAUUUUACAGCGUAAUUUUAAAUUUUUUAUCGAAGUUAUUUUAUACGAAUUACAAAAACACGAAAAUCGUCCAAAAAAGCAACAAUUUCAUUAUCGUGGAUAAAGCGUACGAUUUAAAAAUCAACAGCAACAAUAAAAAUGAACUAACACUUCAAACUUACAUGAAAAAAAAACUUCCUUUACUAGCCUCGAACCAUUUACAUCAUGAGUACUACUUUGUGCAUCGUUUGGAUUAUUCCACAAGUGGCUUAAUGUGCAUACCAAUACACAAAGAAGCAUGUCAAGUGGCAUCUAGAGCCAUUCAAGAACGCCAGUGUAAAAAGUAUUAUGUGGCGCUAGUAAGGGGUUAUCUAUCUUCAAAUUUACUUGACCUCAAUUUCCCAAUAGGAAGGGAUGACAGCGUGACGGAAAUUGAGAAAAUGUGUGUACAGAACAAUGGUAGAAGCGCUAGAACGCUUAUUGUGACACUUGAAAGUGGACUGUUUGACUGUUAUCCUACCACAAAAGUACUAGUGAGGCCUAUUACUGGGCGCAGACAUCAAAUUAGGGUACAUUGCUCAAAUAUAGGGCACACAAUAGUAGGCGACUAUACAUAUAGUAAUAAAAAAGAUGUAAAACCGGCGAGAAUGUACCUACACGCAUUGAGAUUGGUUAUUCCUAAUCAAAUUGAAAAUAUAAACGUGCAUACCUGCGAUCCGUUUACUGAGAAUGAAGUCCGUCUUUGGAACCCGCUUUUUCGACGUUAUAGCGUCGCCGAAGGUUUAGAAAAAAUCGACGCGUUUUUAAAGUAGACGUAAAUAUACUUUUAAACCAU